Molecule: messenger RNA, 4102 nt
Organism: Nannospalax galili (Upper Galilee mountains blind mole rat)
Lineage: Eukaryota; Metazoa; Chordata; Mammalia; Rodentia; Spalacidae
Gene: Gls
Product: glutaminase
Exons: 15
Coding region: 1-1794 (597 amino acids)
Biological process (GO): L-glutamine catabolic process
Molecular function (GO): glutaminase activity; protein binding
Source: RefSeq, a predicted model, not a curated record
AUGAUGAGGCUGCGAGGCUCGGCGAUGCUGCGGGAGCUGCUCCUGAGGCCGCCCGCCGCGGUCGGCGCGGCCCUGCGGCGCUCGCAGCCCCUCGGCACGCUGUGUCGGCGCCCCGCGGGCCCGGUGAUCGCCGCGCGGCUCCACCCGUGGUGGGGCGGGGGUGGCCGGGCCACGGGCCCCGGUGCGGGCGGCCUGUCUAGCUCGCCCUCGGAGAUCCUACAGGAGCUGGGAAAGGGAGGCACGCCGCCGCAGCAGCAGCAGCAGCAGCAGCCCGGGGCGUCGCCGUCCGCAACCCCGCCGGCGCCCGGCCCCAAGGACAGUCCCGGGGAGACGGACGCGUUCGGCAACAGCGAGGGCAAAGAGCUGGUGGCCGCGGGCGACAAUAAAAUAAAACAGGGUCUGUUGCCUAGCUUGGAAGAUUUGCUGUUCUAUACAAUUGCAGAAGGACAAGAAAAGAUACCUGUUCAUAAAUUUAUUACAGCACUCAAAUCUACAGGAUUGCGAACAUCUGAUCCCAGGUUGAAAGAGUGUAUGGAUAUGUUAAGAUUAACUCUUCAGACAACGUCAGAUGGUGUCAUGCUAGACAAAGAUCUUUUUAAAAAAUGCGUUCAAAGCAACAUUGUUCUGUUGACACAAGCAUUUAGAAGAAAGUUUGUCAUUCCUGACUUUAUGUCUUUUACCUCACACAUCGAUGAGUUAUAUGAAAGUGCUAAAAAGCAGUCUGGAGGAAAGGUUGCAGAUUAUAUUCCUCAACUGGCAAAGUUCAGUCCUGAUUUGUGGGGUGUAUCUGUUUGUACAGUAGAUGGGCAAAGGCAUUCUAUUGGAGAUACCAAAGUUCCCUUUUGUCUUCAAUCCUGUGUAAAACCUUUGAAAUAUGCCAUUGCUGUUAAUGAUCUUGGAACUGAGUAUGUGCAUCGCUAUGUUGGGAAAGAGCCAAGUGGAUUAAGAUUCAACAAACUGUUUUUGAAUGAAGAUGAUAAACCACAUAAUCCUAUGGUAAAUGCUGGAGCUAUUGUUGUAACGUCAUUAAUAAAGCAAGGAGUAAAUAAUGCUGAGAAGUUUGACUAUGUGAUGCAGUUUUUGAAUAAGAUGGCUGGUAAUGAAUAUGUUGGAUUCAGUAAUGCAACGUUUCAGUCUGAACGAGAAAGUGGUGAUCGAAAUUUUGCGAUAGGAUAUUACUUAAAAGAAAAGAAGUGUUUUCCAGAAGGCACAGACAUGGUUGGAAUACUAGAUUUUUAUUUCCAGCUAUGCUCCAUUGAAGUAACAUGUGAAUCAGCCAGUGUGAUGGCUGCAACACUGGCUAAUGGUGGAUUCUGCCCAAUAACUGGUGAAAGAGUCCUCAGUCCUGAGGCAGUUCGAAAUACACUGAGUUUGAUGCAUUCUUGUGGCAUGUAUGAUUUCUCAGGGCAGUUUGCUUUCCAUGUUGGUCUUCCUGCAAAAUCUGGAGUUGCUGGGGGCAUUCUGUUAGUUGUCCCCAAUGUCAUGGGCAUGAUGUGCUGGUCUCCUCCUCUUGACAAAAUGGGCAACAGUGUUAAGGGAAUUCACUUCUGUCAUGAUCUUGUUUCUCUGUGUAAUUUCCAUAACUAUGAUAAUUUGAGACACUUUGCAAAAAAACUUGAUCCUCGAAGAGAAGGUGGUGAUCAAAGGCAUUCCUUUGGACCAUUGGACUAUGAAAGUCUCCAGCAAGAACUUGCUUUAAAAGAGACAGUAUGGAAAAAAGUGUCACCUGAGUCAAAUGAGGACAUCUCUACAACUGUAGUGUAUAGAAUGGAAAGUCUGGGAGAGAAAAACUAAAGAGAUGGGUUCUAGUUCAGAAUGCUUCUUCAUUUAACCUUUGAAACAUCUUUUCGUUUUGAUUUUGUAUUUUUUUUUUCAAGCUAUAAGUAUUUAUUUGACUCUUGUUCUCAAUUUUGAGUACUGGGAGCCAUAAAACUUAAAAAAAUUUGCUUGUGAUCUUUGUAUAAAAAAAUAAAUUUAGGAAUUUGUUAAUUUUUAAAAGAGCAUUUAAAAAUAAAGCAAGUUUGCUUUAUUUUUUAAUUACAUGCAUUUUAAUUUCUUGAAUUACAUUAAAAUUUUAACUAUAGUCAGAUACAUUGUCAUUUUGUAGUUCUAAAACCUACAAAUUCAAAGCUUUUGCAUUUUUGUUUUUCUUUUCCAUUUUUAUUACUGAUAUGAUAAUUAGUAAUGUCAAUAGAAAGUACUUCCAUGCUAAAUACAAAACUGAAAGGCAAAGUAAUCCCAAAUUAUUUUAUUUAAAAGUGCAGUAGAUUAGCUUUGGUUUACACACACAUGCCAUUUGUUAGUGGUAGAUUGGCUUUACAUUUUUAAAAUGUAGUUAAAAUUUACCAACUACUUUAAAAUAUGUGUCGAUUUCUUUCUUUUGCAACUCCUGUGUUCUGUUAGAGUUACCAUGUAUAGAAGGGGUAUUUUAUGUUACUAAAACAGUUCAGCCAAAGAAUUGCAGAUAUGGGAGAAUGAAGUGUUUUGUUGUUAAAAAGUUAUGAUGGUUAGUUACUCAGAAGGAGAGACAGUGUCUUCAAAACGGAUUUUAUUUUCAUAUUAUUCAUGUAAUUUUUUUUGUUAUAUUUAAGUAUGAAUGGUAAAUUUGGGUUUUAGCCUGUAGUAAUUUUGUAAGUUUCAUAAGUGCUGAUGAAUAUUUCUUCUGUGAUUAAGUUAUGGCAUCUCAUAAAUUUUGUUCUAUAGAGUGCUUAGGAAAUGAAUGUAGUCUGAAGGUAUUAAAGUAUGCAGCUAAAAUAUCUGUUAAAUAUGAAUACUUCUGUUUGGUUAUAAAAAUGCAAUAUUGAGAAUCAAAACUUGUUUUCAAAAGAAUAUAUAAUCAGAUUUCAAAUAAUUAUGCACAGUAUUUUUUUCAUCUUUCUUGGCAAAGUGAUUGUAAAGUCCUGUAGGCUUUAUUCACAUUUCUUGCUUCAUCCAUAUACCUUUCUUGUUUUCCUCACAAUUUCAAGUUUGUUUUUAUAAAUUCAUUUUUUAAAUUGUAAAUUUUUAGCAGGUAUUUGAAGGUGAAAGCCUUCUUAGAAUAAUUGCAUAUGUGAUGUAGGGCAGAUUCUGCAAAAGUCAUAUAGUCUAACAAAGAUUUCACUGAGUAAUUUAGAUACUGGUACUGGUAUAGAUACAGAAAAUCUUGAAGACAUGUUUUGAGACUGGGAUCUGUUAUAAUUAGGAAGAGUUCUCAGAAAUGCUAGCUAGAAGCCUUUGGGGCUGAUUUAAUUACUAAUUCAAUAUUUAAAUCAUUACAUAGUUAGGUUUUAGAAAGACCUUUUCUGUCCCUUCAGUGUUAAGAUGCUUUUCCUAACUGGAUGCUUCUCAGAGCCUUGCCACUACCAUACCUAUGGACAUUGUCACAUUUGUGUUAGUUCCUCCCAAGGCCAUUUUGUGAUUCAGGUAACUGAGUGCCUUUAUUGGAAAAAGAAAGAUUUUUUUUUUUUUUUGUUCUCCAUACUCUACAUUUCACUGUUUUGUUCAGAGGUUGGUUAUACUUAUAAAAUGAGAGUUAAUUUUCAUAAUGUGUGCAUAUUUGUAUAGAUUUCAAGAUUAGUUUAAUUUGUGGCACUUCCAAUAGUUUGGCAAGGCUUGAAUGCACAGCGCACACUUAAACACGAAGUAGAGUUCCAUAGACUGCUGUGUUUAGAGAAGGAGCAUCUAGAGAUGCACAGAGGAAGGUGUAAUGGAAGAACAGUAAGAUACUGUGAAUAUGCCUACAGACUCUUAUUAGCAAAGAAAGAAAAGCUUUGCCAGUUUUGAGAAUGUUUUGAUUCCUUCAGUUGAAAAGUACCCAGUAUUGGGUUUAAUUUUUCCUGCCAUUAUUGAUUCUUGAUAUUCAAGCAUUUACAUGAUAGCUUAUUUGUUUUUCUUUUUUCCUGGUUUUUUUUUUUUUUGCCAUCGUUAACAUUUCAUUUGAAAUGCAUAUUCUUCCUAAAAUACUUUGGUUUUUUAGCAUAAAUGUUGUGCAUUUUAUCUUAGUGCCUGGAUUGAACAUUUGUGUUGUUUAGCUUUCUUUCAUUUGCUUUGUAUAUUUAAUAAUGUACCUUUAUUUUGCAGUAUGCUUACUUUUGUAUUGUACAAUAAAUUUAUUUUAAGCUGA